Messenger RNA from Mya arenaria, 5938 nucleotides. RefSeq lists its product as uncharacterized. The transcript has 7 exons. NCBI's taxonomy places the organism in Eukaryota, Metazoa, Mollusca, Bivalvia, Myida, Myidae. The coding region runs from base 138 to 4550 and encodes 1470 amino acids. The record is from RefSeq and is a predicted model, not a curated record.
CUGAUAUCAAACCACGUGACUGAACUGGGACAAUCUGAAUUGAAACAUAAAUAUGAAAAACAGAGGAUUGUGAAACGCGGAUUUAUUCAGUGCACAAAUUGAGAGGAGGAUAGGGUAAAGGGAAACGGGCGGGAAAUAUGGGUGUUUUCGACAGUCCCGAGGCACAAAACUGGCUUCGACAGUGGCUGGCCGUGUUCAUCACCAGGGAAGCUAUAUUGCCUGUUGUAAAGUCCGAGGCAUCACAUUUACAUACAGACAUUCUAGGGGCGUUACAAGCGAGCGUUUGUUCACAAGACCACGGAAGAAUAACUGACACUUCGAUACUUUCUUGUCGUUUUCAUGACGAAUUUCGUGAUGAAAUCAAACGACGACAUAAGCAGAGACCGUCUUGGAAGAACGCCACGACUGACACUUGGCACAAUGACGCAUUUUCAAUCGCCAAGUUGUUUAUGCAGCCCUCGGGAUAUGACGACAAAACCAAUUUUGACCAAAUCGACUUUAAUGGAAUUGCAGCAUUCAUGUUUAACUGCAGACGUUUUCCAGCAGCUGUGCAGUCAUCAUCAGAUCAGGCUCGUGCUUCUACCAACAAGAUUCGGCACAUGCCGGAUAAGUGUUCAAGUGCCCUGAAAGACCAGGCCACCACAAAAUUUAUAGAUGACUUGUCUACACUACUGAACGAUCCAACGUUUAACACGGAUAAAGAGGUCCAGGAAGCUCUUAAACAACUCGAUGAGCUAAAGACUAUCCUCCCUGAACUGGUCGGAGAUCAUUGGAAAUCUAUUAUUGAAGGUAUUGCAACUAAAUGUCUUCAAGAUAUCCAUGACUUAAGCAAAGAUGAAAAACACUCAUGGCGUAUAGAGGCAGACAAGAAGAGAGCUGAUUUUCAGUUUCUCGGUGACAGUAUAAUGUCUAAUUUAGCAUCAAGUAGUGAAAACGCCUUGUGUGAUAUUAAGAAAACAUUAGAAGUUUCACUGGAAACAAUAGCUAAUUCAAUUAAAAAUGGGAUAGAUAUAAUCGAAGAAUAUAUUGUGAAAGGUGAACGAAAGAUCGAUGCAAAGACUGAAAAGGGGGAACGAAAUCUAUCGGAAAUGACCGAAACUGGGAAACGAAAUAUUUCUGAGAAGACUAUUAGAGGUGAACGCAAGAUCGAGCAAAAGACUGAAAUAGCAGAACGGGAGAUCGAGGUAAAGACUGAACUAGGAACACGAACGAUCUAUGAAAGAACUAAACUAGUUGAAAGGAGGAUCGAGAAAAAGACUGAAAUAGGAGAACGAAAGAUCGAGGAAAAGACUGAUAUAGGGGAACGAAAGAUCGAGGAAAAGACUAAAAAGGUUGAACAGGAAAUCGAUGCUAAGAUAAGUCUGCUCAAUGAGAAAAGAGGCAAUCUUACCAAAGCAGAUUUGAGAAAGGAGCUUUAUAAACUGUACAAAACAAAUGCAAGCACAUUGCGUAUUCGGCUUGACAUCGAUGAGACAGUUGAAAAAGUAUAUGAAGAGCCUAAAUUUACUGUUAAGGAAAAGAACAAAGAGUAUGAUAUAUCUGAAUUGAAUGACAUUUUUCGAAACCAAGACGGCAUACUGGCUAAAACGAUAUAUGUUGAAGGCGAGCCCGGCUCGGGAAAAUCUUCUUUGUGUAAGAUGAUCGUUCAUGAUUGGUGUGAAACAAAACAUGAUGAAAGGAAUGCAACCGAAGGACACGAACUUUUAAGUCAGUUUGAAUUUGUGUUUUACAUAAUUCUCCGUGAGGCAAAGAAUGAAUGUCACGUAAAGCAAAUGAUAUUCAAAAACAUCAUAGACAGGAUUGGAUUAGACAAACAAAGCACAGACGAACUGCUAGGAGAAGUUUUGAAAUCCAACACUUGUCUGCUACUGCUUGAUGGUCUAGACGAAUGGCAGCACCCUGAAGGAUGCCAUUUAGAUGAAAGAAUUCCCCAUGUCGAAACAAGAUGGAAAAACUGUACCAUACUCAUCACCACAAGGCCAUACAAAAUGGCUGAGCUGAAAAUAAGCCGCUCUCGGAUUGGCAAACACGUGAUGUUGAAAGGAGUGUUGAACCCAGAAAGGCUGGUUGAGAAAGUAGUAUCUAUGUUGAAUGAUUUUUACGACAGAGGACAGUCCCAGGAUCCAAAGGGCUCAAAAGUACCACUGAAUCACACAAUAUGCAUCACUGAAAUACACACAAAAAAAAUGUGGCAUUUCAGUGAAUGUCCAAUCAUGUUAGUUCACAUCGUUUGGCUUUGGUACAAGGGAAAGCUUUCGGUUGAUAUGAAACAGUCUGAACUUUACGGAACCUUGUUGAAUGAACGAUGGAUGGAAUCCUGUGGCAAGAGAGAAUCAGCUAGAUCCAAAUACAUUGAGGUGAUAAACGCCCUGAGCGAAAUAGCCUUUCAAAACUUAUUUUCUGAAGACGAACAAAGUACAAUUGUUUUUGAAAUAGAUGAGGCGAAGAAUCCGAAAUUCGAAAGUCAAAAGUCUGCGUCGCUUGAAUCUGGCAUUAUAUCCUGCUCCAAUGUUCCAGGUGAUUCACCGCAGUACCACUUCUUGCACAAAACUGUUCAAGAAUACCUAGCAGCGAUGUUUUUAUCAAACGACUUUGAAAAGUGUUGUUUGCAUAUAAAACAAACAUACACAAACCACAGAAGAGAAAGUGGAAAUAGCUUGUCUAAUGUUUUACUUUUCCUCUGUGGUUUGAAUACAAAAGCUGCUGAAGAACUUGCAAAAGCAAUUAACGAACUGUUUUCUGACUUUUCCGAUAAAAAUGGUUUUGAUAAACGGGAAUUAAAUAGAAAUCAGGACAUGAUCAUCGAAGGCCAAAUAGAGCUAGACAGGAGUGAUCACUUCGGCAGGAAACUGUGCUUGCAACACAUCUACAUUCGUGAAAGUGUUUUUUUCGUAAAUGAGAAGAAGAUAGACGUCUUAGAACAACUGAUUAAUCCAUCAUCCAUAGUAUCACUGCAUAUAUAUGGGGACGCCCAACAUAUAUCCAAUUUUGCAAAUAGUAUCGACAGUAAUGCCCUUGAUUUAGAGAAUUACACAAGUCUUAAGUACUUACACCUGCAAAAUUUACACUAUAAAGAUGUCACUGGUUUGAACUUGUAUAAUUUAAGAGAAUGCGAUAUAGAAUUCCACAGUUGGCACGGUCCAACAGCACAGCACCUCAUACAUACAUUUUACCACUGUGAUAUUGAUAGUUUGAAAAAUAUAAAAACACUUAAAUUGUCAAAUGUGAAGGGGUUUGCCUUCUUACGUCAAGUUCCAGAACAAAAAGAACACCUUGAUUUACGAGGCCUUGAAAACUUCACCAAUCUUGGAUUAAGCAAUCUGGCUUACUCAGACGUGGUGAAUCUACAAACCUCCAGAUUACACUACUUACGAUUAAAAUUCAAUGAGUUACAGCGAGCACCACAGCUUAUGUCAACGUUAUCAACACAUGGAACAUACCAGAAUGAGCGGGAAGGACUUUUCUCUCAUCUGAAGGACUUAUCUCUGGAAAAUAUUCGCAUGUCAGAGGAACAGUUCAGACGAUUAUCUCAGUCUUUCAUAAAAGCGGGAGGUACGUCAUUGGUGUUGUUGGGGUGUUCUAUAGAACCGGAAGAUGAUGUACCGCAGCCUCAGAAUGAAUGCAAACAGCAGGUAGUAUCAUCUGAGUGUACAACACUCAUUUGUAUUGGGUAUGUUACCAUCACAGUAGAGGUGUUUAUUGGUCUUAUUGAUUACGUGACCAGAUGCAGUCAAUCCGUGAGAUGUACCUUGAACUUCUUCACCCUGCAAUCAAACUCUGCUGUUGAACAACCAUCCUUACCGAUGUUGGGUCCACAGCCUAUCUCAGCUGAUUAUACCACGGAGUUGAGACUAUCUUUGAUUGAGAUGUCAACAGAACAAAUUUGUCAAAUCAUCGGUAGGAUUAAUCAACUCGACCAUUCAGUAACAUUAACAUUGAAGUGGUGUACCGUAAAAUCAGACGAGUACAAUCCGCUGAGGAAUCAGAUGGUGCCUCCUCCAAACACGUCACUAAACUAUACCAAACAUAUUACGAUCAAACGCAUGAACAUAUCGGAAACAUUGUGUUUGUAUGUUGCUUCCAGUGCAAUUUAUUAUGGAUACACGUGUAAGAUAUCAUAUUGUGAUAUACUGCCCAGUGAAGUGCCGCAUGCAGACAAUCUUCACUUUCCCCAGAUGGCUGCCAUCCACUCACCUGCUCAAACAGCAAAACUCAGAUUUAAUAUCGUAUCAAUACCACAUGACGUAGUUAAGCGUCUCGCCUGUCAAGCGGCAGUAUCUGGACAUUUGGUUGAGUGUGUGUUAGACAAGUGUUAUGUAGGGCUUCCUCCGGAAGUCUGGUCAUUGAAGGAAGAGAUGGAGGGAGACCCUGCCAUUCAGCUCGAGAAAUUCAAGUUUGAACCAAACAACGACGAGUUUCAAUCUUGGCGACUAAAACGUUAUAUGCCUGGCCAAAUAUGGAACAUUCGUUUUAAAACAACCGCAAAGAAGUCUGCACUCGCAGAGUCCACUGCAGAGAAGCCCGAAGUUACGGAAAGUACACGCAUGUAGGACGUCGGAAUGUUUGACAACGUGAGAUCACCACGGAGAGUUCAUUCAUGCUAAGUGUUAUUAGAACGUUUUACACAAUUUGUGCCUGCAUGGCGGCUUAGAGUUCAAUAAGGCAAAGUGUAACGAGCACAAUUGCCAUUUCGGAGAUUUAGAAUUUAAUAUGGCAAAGUGUAACAAAUGAAUCAGCACAAUUGGUGCCUGCAAUGGGGAUACUAGAGUACACUCAUGCAAAGUGUAAGAAAAACAAUGUACACAAUUUGUGAAACUGAACGUAUUUGAAAUUUCUUUUGUAGAUGCUUUAAUUGCAUAUUCAUUUUAGCAUACAUUUCUGUAAAUACUCUCGUCAUUUGAUAGUGUUUUUUCACAAGGUAUAGAAAUGUCCAUUUUCUUGAAUCAUAUGUAACGUUUUUUAAAAGAACGUUUGAAAGAUACUUGCUUAGUUUCUUGUUGAUAGAAUGAUGCAAACAUGUGUUAUAAAUUAUAACAACACAGGCACAUACGAUGAAAACAACCAUAGACUUCGCCCUCCUCGGAUAAGUAUAUCCAAUAAUUCAACCAUGCUAGAAAUUCUUAUCUUGCCCACGGGCGAGGAAAACAUGCCGGUAUGGAACUCCUUUUUAACGGUCACCACCUUGUAAUUACCUCCCUUGUUGAAGACAGUCGUCUGUUACAUCAUUGAAACCUUGUCUUGUAGCAAUAUUUAGAAUGCUAAUUAACUAUUUCUCGCUUCAAAUGUCACCACAAAAAGGUUUUCACGCAUAUUUUAAGAAAUAAUGCUCCACUCUCCUCCGAACUAUUGGACUUGUAACAUGUAAUCUGAAUCACUGCGAGCAUAUCCAUGACAACCAAGUUUUGUUUAACUGGGGUGGGAGAAAAAGCAUCUACCAUAGCCGCUCGUGUAAGAUAGGUUCAUCCCGACCCUCGCACAGGGUGUGUUUUAAACAUCGUUUCCGAAAAACACCCUACGCUCGGAUUGAAGAUAUUUAUAAUAUUUCCCAUUUGGCCCCCUCUAUUAGGAGUCACCUUCUGCCCCCUUUAUCAAGAGUUAUAUGGUGUAUUUUGUUCCCCUUGAUCAACAGUUAUCCUUUCCAAUUAAUCCCUUUAAUCAACUGUUAUCUUUUCCCUUUGGUCCCCUUUAUUAACUGUUAUAUUUUACCUUUUGGCCACUUUAUUAACUGUUAUCAUUACCAUUUGGCCCCUAAUCAAAAGCUGUCUUUUAUAUAUGCCCCCACCCUUUAUCAAGAGUAAUCUUUUUAAUUUGGCCCCCUUUUUCAAGAGAUAUCUUUUAUAUUCGACCGCUUUUAUCAAGAAUUAUCUUUUCAUCAAUUUUUAUUUAUCAGAAAUGAUCUUGUCCAUUUGGCCCCCUUUUUCAAGACUUACCUUUUCCA